AUGGCUUCAGCUAGCGGCUCAAAGGAUUAUCCCCAAAGAUUGUACCCGGAAGGCAAAUCUCCUUUGCUGAAGAAGAGUUGUCAUCAUAACUGCAAGCUUCAUGAGUUCAUCAUGAUGAUCAGGGAUCACCUUGGGGAAGAAAUUUACAACGACAUCAUGAAUAAUUCUCAAGUUGGCGUGCUACUGAAGCUUGCAUUGACUUCGUUCAUAUGGAGUGCUAAGACGGUUCAGUAUUUUGUUAGCAACCAACUGAAGGUGGAUAGGAAUCAUGAGUUCUGGACUCUUAUUGGAGGUCGCCCGGUUAGAUUUUCACUCUUAGAGUAUGCUGAAAUCACGGGGCUAAACUGUGACCCAAUUGAUCCCAAUGACAAGUUGGAAAUAGAUCACACCGAAUUUUGGGCCGAGAUUGGAGUGAGAGGUGGGGAAGACCCUAAUUGGAAUGAGUUAGAAGCUCGGAUGAAAACUUGCCAAGCAUGGACUUAUGAGAAGAAGAAGAUGUUGGCGUUGCUUUUCAUUUUGCAUGUUGGCGUAUUGGGACUUCACCGCAACAGUCGAAUCUCGUUGGCUUUAGCCAAAACAGUUAUGGAUGAAGCAGCUUUCGAGAGACAGCCGUGGGGUCGUUAUGGAUUCCAUGAACUAAUUUAUUCCAUCAAGAUUGCUAACUUGGGGGGAGCACGAUACACUCUCCACGGAUGUGUACAGGCAAUGCUUGUUUGGGGUUAUGAGUGCAUCCCUAUAUUGGCUGAGAGAUCAGGGAAAAUACGCCCCGAUGUAGAUGACUCGGUUGUUCCUCUUCUUAGGUGGACUUCAUCACGGUGUCGUUAUGUUUUCGAGACUCUUUUGGAGAUGGAUAAGAGUGAAACCGAUGACCACAAGGUUCGGGUUAGACAUCUAAUGGUGGUGAAGCCCUUGGAGGAAAUAUAUCCUGUCUGGGAAGGUGAACCCCGACGUGUAGACGUCGAUAUAAAGGGGUUCUGGGAAUCUCCCAAAAACGUAGGUGGCGAUGCAACAGGUGGGGCUGCAACAGUUCAAACGCCGAAACAGUCGAAGAGGAAGUUGGAAACUCCACGCGUGGAGAAGAAAAAGAAAGAGAAGGUGAAAGAGGCUGAAGCAACGGAUUCAACUCCGAGAAGCAAAAGGAGAAGGGAAAGAGAGGCAAGGAAAGAAGAGACGAAGCACGAAAACUAG
This is a messenger RNA of Eutrema salsugineum, 1188 nucleotides long. RefSeq lists its product as uncharacterized. The record is from RefSeq and is a predicted model, not a curated record. The transcript has 3 exons. Lineage: Eukaryota; Viridiplantae; Streptophyta; Magnoliopsida; Brassicales; Brassicaceae. Bases 1 to 1188 code for a protein of 395 amino acids.